CCUUUGAUGUAGCCAGAGGCAGAUGUACGGAUGAAGCCUCGUAUGCGGAGGAGUCAACUUUCACUGACCAUGUUGAAGGAGACGACUGGAGCGACUAUUCAGAUCAUGAGGAGGAUACUUCGUAUCGCUUGUUCGAUACCUCAGAUUAUCAACCGCUAGCACGUAGGGUACUUCAUACCCUUGGUCUCCAGACUGUGCCUUCAACUUCGUCCGCCCCAGCUAUCAAAGGGGCCAAGGUCCUCAAAUCCCCUGCACCUACUGAACACUACAUCCCGGUGCCGGACCCAAUUGCCAAAUUAGCCUCCGAAGAAUGGGCUCAUCCACUCAAAGCCCGACGCUUCAAGAACCUGGCUGACAGAUUGUACGCCCUAGGCCCAGACUUUGCCACCAAGUUAGAUGUCCCUGGCAUAGAUGAACCAAUCGCUCGUCUCGUUUCAAGAUCUCUUUUGCCCAGGGAAGGGGAAUCCCACCUAAAAGAUACUACUGAGCGACGAAUAGACUUCGCCCUCCGCAAGAAUCACGAGGCCACUGCCUUAGCCAUGCGUGCCUCCGCUUCAGCCUCCAUAUUCUCCAGAGCCUCUAUGAUGUGGAUGGAUGACCUUCUAGAGGAUGCUAACCCUGAUCCUGUUGCCUUCAGAAGAGCACUAUCGAAAUUACGUAAGACAGCAGCUUUUGUGGCCGAUGCCACUUUGGAUGCCACUCAAUUAGGGGCACGAGCCAUGACGACUCAAAUAGUCGCUCGUCGCACCCUCUGGCUUCACCACUGGCAAGCUGAUUCGGCGGCCAGACUGAACCUGUCCAAGGCUCCUUACUCUGGAUCUCUACUCUUCGGCGAGGAAGCUCUAAAGGCAGUUCUGGUUGAUCCAAAAGACGCCCAAAAACCGGUUCUGGCCACAGUCAAGAACAUCGACCACAGGCCCUUCAGGCGAUUUUCCUCCUUUCGUUCUAACCAGUCCUUUUGAGGAACGCGGCCAGGAGGACGAGGCCGCGACUUCAGACCCUAUGACUCCAACGCAUUCAGGGGCUCCUGGAACCGACGCUUCCAGGGCAGAGACCUACGGCUGGCUUGUCAACUUCGACAAAAGCCAUCUCCAACCAACCCAACGCCUCCUACAUCUUGGGGCAAUGUUGGACACCCUGCAGGCAAUGGUCUUCCUGUCUCCAGAUUGCAUCACUGCCAUCACAAGCAUCGCAAGGUCCCUGAUGCAACAAACAUCCGCAGACGUCAUGCUUCUCGCCAGAGCGCUCGGGAUGUUUAUCUCCACAAUCCACAUUGUGCCCUGGGCUCGAGCCCACACUCGGCCCCUUCAGUGGACUCUGUUGCCUUUUCAAAAAGACAUUGCCAGCUCCAACCAUCGCAAAGUUCGUUUGAGCCCCGCUCUGCGCCUCUCCUUCCGCUGGUGGACCAAGGUUCAACACCUCUCCAAGGGCACGUCGUUCAGAGAACCCCGCAGAACCGUCGUGACCACAGACGCCAGCCUCAUAGGUUGGGGAGCCCACUGCAACUCCCAGUACGUUCAGGGGGUUUGGCCCAACGCAGAGCAAUCUCGAAGCAUCAACUGGCUGGAACUAAAGGCUGUCCACUUGGCUCUAUGUCAUUUUCAGUCUCUGUUCCCUUUGCAUCAUGUGCUCAUUCGAACAGACAACACUUGUGUAAAAUCACAUUUGAACAGACAGGGGGGCACCAGGUCUCGUCCUCUGCAGGACUUAGCCUCCCUCAUCUUUGUCUGGGCAGAACAACAUCUACAAUCCCUGAAAGCAGAGCACCUCAGAGGGAUUUGGAAUGUGACAGCAGACUGGCUCAGCAGACAACAGGUCUUCCCGGGAGAAUGGAAACUUCAUCCAGCCAUUUUCCAUCGUCUCCAGUGUCGGUUCGGCGCCCUCUCAGUCGACCUGUUUGCUUCCAGUCACAAUUGCCAGUUUCCAAGGUACUUUGCCCGAUACCUGGACUCAACAGCAGAAGCAGUGGAUGCUCUGACAACACCGUGGCCAGACGGUCUAUUGUACACCUUUCCUCCCAUACCAUUGUUAGCCAAAACCUUGAGGAAGGCGCGAACCGAAAGGGCACAGCUGGUUCUGAUAGCACCAUUUUGGCCACGCCGACCGUGGUUCUCAGAUCUUCUGGCAAUGUCAAUGAUGGAUCCUUGGACACUUCCAGUAACGCCAGACCUCCUAUCCCAGGGUCCAGUACUGCACCAGGACCCUACUUGGCUCAAUCUAACAGCGUGGCGUUUGAACGGAGACACUUGAGGUCAGCUGGACUGUC
Rhineura floridana is the source of this 2266-nucleotide messenger RNA. RefSeq lists its product as uncharacterized. The record is from RefSeq and is a predicted model, not a curated record. The coding region runs from base 1003 to 2250 and encodes 415 amino acids. The transcript has 2 exons. NCBI's taxonomy places the organism in Eukaryota, Metazoa, Chordata, Lepidosauria, Squamata, Rhineuridae.